AUGAACAUCCUGCGUCCAGAAAAUAAUAUGAAGCCAGACUCGGACAUAGUGGGUCGUGAAGGCUUCGCGGAUAAGCUCUUCGAUCAGCUGACUCACGAUGCAGAUGACCGCUCUGAGCUUCGCGUGAUUUCCGUGGUGGGCGAGAGAGCCAUUGGCAAGACAGCCCUGGUGAGGAGUGUCUAUGACCGGCUAGACAUCAAGCGCCAUUUCGAGUGCCGCGCUUGGGUCCGCGUUUUGCCGGGUUCGGGCCUGGAGUAUAUCCUGUUCGAUGUGCUGAGACAGACAACCAUGCGAGAACUGAAAGAUGUGGAUCGCCUGUCAGAACAGCACUUGUCUGAGAUGCUUAAGGAGACCUUAGUGGAGCAGAGAUAUCUGGUUGUGCUGGAUAAUCUACAGGGUGUUGAUCUCAUGAAGAAGCUUCUGAUUUCGUUCUCAGACUCGAGGUCUAAGAACGGAAGCAGGGUAGUCAUUACUAGCAAUGAGAAUAUGUCCUCGCAUUUGGACCCUCCACACUACGAUCCUGUCGAGUUAUGCCAGUUAAACGAGGAAGAAAGCCGCAGGUUGUUGACAAAAAGUGGCUGGACCGAUGAUCCGGAACUUACAGGGGCAAUUUUGGGUAAAUGCGAAGGUUAUCCUCUAGUGAUUCGGCUGCUAGGAGGACUUCUGUCUACUGUCGAAGAGGAUCCUCGCUCUACUUUGGCUGGUUGGGUUCCAAAUAAUUGUCCUCUCGGAGAAAGCAUCUCUCUAAGUUAUGAUCCCCACCCAGACUGGUUAAGGCACAGUCUUCUCUACUUGGUUCUCUUCCCUAGGGAGUUUGAGAUCCCUGUAAGGAGGCUCUUCAACAUAUGGCACGCUGAUGGACUGUUAUCGUCUAGGGGACCAGUACCUGAACGCUCCACGAAGGAUUGCCUUGAUGCAUUGGUUACCAGGAAUUUGAUUCAUGUGGUGACACGGAAACUCGACGGAAGCAUCAGAACGUGCCUCAUGCCUGGUUAUCUACAUGAUUUCUUGUCUGAGAAGGUUAUGGAUGUAGGAACUUGGGAGAUCCCUGAUGAUCCCAUGUCCAUGUCCAGCAGACAACCAGCAGUCCCACAUAUUGCAGUAAAGAUUUGUCCGAGUGCCAAUGCAGAGCGAGAAAUGACGGUAAGCACAAACACUUCCACCGAACCACGUGGAACUAGGCGGGCAAACAUGCCGAGUCUCUCGCUUAAAUCAACAAAUGAUCUAAGUUGUUCGCCCCAAAGGUUGCAGUACAUAGCGAUAAAAAUGGAUGAGGAGAACCGACAAUGCAAGCAGAUGCGGAUGCAUAACGACGCCCAAACUCAGUAUGUUGCCAAGUUUUUUCGUUCUUUGAUGUUAUUCACCACAUGGAAACAGGGAGAACAUGCCAAAGAGACAGAAAUGCUUCUUAAGCCACUUGGUCUUAGAGGAUGCUUCCCUCGGCUAAAGGUGCUCGAUCUCGAGCAUGUUUACAAACCUACGCUCCCCAAAAGAUUGGGGAGGAUAGUGCCGAACCUGCUGUGUUUGGGAUUGAGAUGGACGGUUCUUGAUUCCCUUCCGAAAUCUGUCCAGCACUUGUCCCGCCUGGAUACAUUGGAUCUGAAGCAUACCAAUGUAACUAGUGUGCCCUGUAGCAUUCUGGAGGCAGGGAGCCUCCAACACCUACACAUGAAUGAAGUAUGUCUCGAUCGGUCAGUUAAGCGCACCGCAUCAUUUCGAAAGUCCUUAGCCAACCUUAAAACUCUGUGGGGCCUACGUAUAGAAGGUAUGAGCCCCAUGCUGCAAAUGUUGGGUGAAUUAACAGGCCUCAGGAAGUUGGGUUUGACUUUGGCAUGUGAUUACAAGGUGGCGAGCCGUGCAGCCAAAUCUGUCGCAAGCCUGACCAACCUUCAAUCUCUCAGGUUAAGAUCCCUGGAUGUAUUUGAUCACCCUUCACGCCUAGACUUAGGUGACAUGUGUCAACUACAAUCUCUUUCCAAUUUACAUGUGAUCGGAGCAUUGACAGCGAAAGGCUUGCAGUGCCUUCCUCGAAACCUGAAGAUCCUUACCUUGUCGACGACACGACUGGAGAAGGAGGAGGAUCCCAUGGAAGUCUUGAAGGAGCUCACCGGUUUGACCUGUCUUAGGUUAUUGGCCGGCUCAUACACGGGUCGGAGCAUGACCUGUACCAAAGGGACAUUCCCGGAACUCCGGGUCUUGAAACUGUGGAAACUGGAAGAACUGGAGAAGUGGACAAUACAGGACAGUGCAUUGCCCUGCCUCCAAGACCUGGAAAUCAGAAACUGCACAAGCCUAGAACGUGUUGUCGGGCUAAAGCAUGUAGGAGGCUUGGAAGAAAUUAAUUUGACAGGAGUGAAGAAUGCAGUUGUCGCGACAGUUAAAGCAAUGUGUCCGGCAGCAGUUGUCAUAGCAAGAGAAUUGGCCGUCUCUCCUCCUCAAAGUAGUCGUCCAAAAUGCGAAAUAGAAGAGGGGGCAGAAAAAGAUGAUGGACAUAAAGGUGAAGGUGAAAAUGAUGAUAAAAGUUACGAUGAUGAAGGAGACGAGGACUGUAAGGAAGAUGACGAUGAGGAAUCUAAUGGCGUUGAAGUUGAAGAGGGUGAUGAAAAUGAUCGUGAAGAAGGUGACAUCAACAUCGAUGAAGAAACCCAUGGAGCAGAUGCAGAACAAGAGAAUGAAGCUGAAGCUGCAAAUAGAGAUGGAAAUGGAGACGAAGACGAUGAUGAUGAUGGUUGUUGUUGCAUCAAAGCUGCACGAUCUAUUUUCUGUUGA
Rhodamnia argentea is the source of this 2769-nucleotide messenger RNA. RefSeq names its product disease resistance RPP8-like protein 3. The record is from RefSeq and is a predicted model, not a curated record. Lineage: Eukaryota; Viridiplantae; Streptophyta; Magnoliopsida; Myrtales; Myrtaceae. The coding region runs from base 1 to 2769 and encodes 922 amino acids. Gene Ontology annotation, biological process: defense response to other organism. Gene Ontology annotation, molecular function: ADP binding. The transcript has 2 exons.